Andrographis paniculata is the source of this 644-nucleotide messenger RNA. Its product is annotated as 60S ribosomal protein L27-3-like. Gene Ontology annotation, biological process: translation. The transcript has a single exon. Gene Ontology annotation, molecular function: structural constituent of ribosome. Lineage: Eukaryota; Viridiplantae; Streptophyta; Magnoliopsida; Lamiales; Acanthaceae. Gene Ontology annotation, cellular component: ribosome; cytosolic large ribosomal subunit. The record is from RefSeq and is a predicted model, not a curated record. The coding region runs from base 95 to 502 and encodes 135 amino acids.
AGGUUCUCAAACCCUAGUUUCUCCAAGGCCAACGCAGAGCUCAUCUUCAUCGCACCGCCGCUUUGUUGCGCUAGCCAAUCAGCAGGCAGAAGAGAUGGUGAAGUUCCUGAAGCCAAACAAGGCAGUGAUCCUGCUGCAGGGACGGUUCGCCGGGCACAAGGCUGUGAUCGUGAAGAAUUUCGACGACGGCACCCGCGACAGGCCGUACGGGCACUGCCUUGUUGCUGGCAUCGCAAAGUACCCCAGCAAAGUCAUUCGCAAGGAUUCAGCGAAGAAGCAGGCGAAGAAAUCGCGUGUCAAGGCGUUCAUUAAGGUCGUUAAUUACAACCACAUUAUGCCCACGCGUUACACCCUCGACGUGGAUCUCAAGGAUGUCGUGACCGGCGACGCACUGGUGUCGCGUGACAAGAAGGUGACCACGGGUAAGGAGAUCAAGGCCCGGUUUGAGGAGAGGUUUAAGACUGGGAAGAACCGUUGGUUUUUCUCGAAGCUCAGGUUCUGAGGUGAAAGCCUUCAUAAUGAUGUUGUGCUCGAAUUAUCUUGCUCUUUUAGGUGUUUUGAUUGAUAAGCUAUUUCUCGCGGACUAUAUUAAUAUUUUGGUGGGAAUUUGAGGAUUUUGAACUUCAAUGAAUUGUGGUUUAUAA